AAUCACCAGUACGGUGUCGUUUUCUUAUAUCCUCUUGUAGACAUUCAUCACUUCUCACCCGACCCAUUUCAUCGCAAACCCAAACGAACACUAACCUUUUGCAUCUCCAAAUUCCUCUGAAGUUUGCGCCACUAUUCUCUUAGACUGCAACACUCAAUCAUCUUGUUCACCUUAUUUUUGAAGCGGAAGUGGUGUCCUGUUCCGUGCUUGAACAUUUUACUAUUUUCAACCUUUCAUUGUUUCAACAGAGACUUGUAGAUUGUUCUGUGUGAAUAGAAAGGAAGUUUUUUUUUAUCCUCGUGGAUAUGGCUAUAGUUGAAUCAGUAGGGAAAAUUCCCCUGCAAGACCCACCUGAGGAGGAGUUUAGUGCUGCUGACUUGACUUGGACCAAGUUUGGCACUGGUGAGCACCAUGAUGUGGUUGCCCUUAUUCCCUAUGACAGAGUUGAUGCUUUUAUAAUUGGUGAAUGCUCGAAUGUGGAGUGCCCCACUCGGUUUCAUAUUGAGAGAGGAAGGAAACGAACUAUUGGAAGCUUGAAGGAGUACAAGGAUGAUGAGUAUCUUGAGUACAGGCUGUACUGGUGCUCGUUUGGACCAGAAAAUUAUGGGGAGGGAGGAGGUAUAUUACCAAGUCGAAGGUAUAGACUUAACACUCGAAAUCGUGCUGCUAGGCCUCAAUCUAUGCGAGGUUGUACUUGUCAUUUUGUUGUCAAACGUCUUUAUGCUCGUCCAUCCCUUGCACUUAUUAUAUACAAUGAGAGGCGUCAUGUUAACAAGUCUGGUUUCAUCUGCCAUGGACCACUUGAUAGAGAUGCCAUUGGUCCUGGUGCCAAAAAGAUUCCUUAUAUAGGCAACGAAAUUCAGCAGCAAACUAUGUCCAUGAUAUAUCUGGGCAUCCCAGAAGAGAAUAUCUUGGAGAAACACAUAGAAGGAAUUCAACGAUAUUGUGGCUCAGAUGCAAAAGUAAAUAGUCUUGCUUCUCAGUAUGUCCACAAGCUAGGGAUGAUUAUCAAAAGGUCUACCCAUGAGCUGGAUCUAGAUGAUCAAGCUAGCAUCCGCAUGUGGAUUGAGCGCAAUAGAAAGUCUGUAUUUUUUCACCAAGAUACUUCAGAGUCUGGCCCUUUCAUCUUGGGGAUCCAGACAGAAUGGCAGCUGCAACAAAUGAUUCGCUUUGGUCAUCGAAGUGUUAUUGCGGCAGACUCUACUUUUGGUGUGAAGAGACUGAAAUAUCCGUUGUUCACGGUACUUGUUUUUGAUUCAAGACAACAUGCACUUCCUGUUGCAUGGGUCAUUACACGUAGCUUUGCAAAGCCUGAUGUGUCCAAGUGGCUGAAAGCUUUAAUUGAUCGAGCUCGUAGUGUUGAGCCUGGAUGGAAAGUCAGUGGAUUUUUAAUUGAUGAUGCUGCAGCUGAAAUUGAUCUUUUGAGAGAUAUAUUUUGCUGUCCUGUGCUAUUUUCACUGUGGCGUGUCCGUAGAUCAUGGCUUAGGAAUAUUGUUAAGAAAUGCAGUACUAUUGAGGUUCAGCGGGAGAUUUUUAAGCGUCUUGGUACAAUAGUGUACAGUAUUUGGGGAGGCAUUAAUACAGCACAGGCCUUAGAACAGUUCAUGUUGGAUUAUGUUGAUCAGACUACUUUCAUGGAAUACUUCAAAACCUCCUGGUUGCCCAAGCUUGAAAUGUGGCUUUCAACAAUGAGAAAUUUUCAAUUAGCCAGCCAGGAAGCAUCUGGAGCAUUAGAAGCCUAUCAUGUUAAACUGAAAGCCAAACUUUUUGAUGACUCACAUCUUGGAGCCCUGCAAAGAGUAGAUUGGUUAGUUCACAAGUUGACAACUGAGUUGCAUUCAAGCUACUGGCUUGAUCGCUAUGCUGAUGAAAGUGACUCUUUCCAGAAUGUGAAGGAAAAAUAUAUUCUCUCUACAUCAUGGCAUCGAGCACUUCAAAUUCCAGACUAUGCUGUUACCUUGGAUGAUAGAGACCACCUCUUUGCCAAGGUUGUGAGCCAAAAAAAUAGUAGCUUAACUCAUCUAGUGUGGAAUCCGGGAUCUGAAUUUGCAUUCUGUGAUUGUUCUUGGUCAAUGCAAGGUAAUCUUUGCAAGCAUGUCAUCAAAGUAAACAUGAUUUGUGAAAAUCUUAAAGGUUAUCAAUCUUCCAUGUCUUUCCGGUCUUUUGAAGAGGUUUUGAUGGAUUUAUGGAGAAAACCAGUGGAUGAUUCAUUUGCAUUGGAUCUUUCAUUGGCGUGCACCCAUCAGAUGCUAGAUCAAAUCCAAAAACUUGUUGAACUGAACAAUUCUACUGAUAUUGGCAUUGUAGUUAACAAUAUGCCUCUGAAAUGGGUUUCUAAGAAAAGCAGAACUUGCAUUGGCAAACCAUCGUCAAGUUUGGCUAUUCCUCAUGGUAGCAGUAACACAAAAAGUGUUGUUGUGCACAAGAAGAACCGGAAACGGAAAAGAUUGUCACGAUUAAGAUGACCAAUUUGGCUAGUACCAGUAGUCAUUAUGUUUGAUCUAGAUUCUAGAAUGUCUGACCAAUGCAAACUGGAAUUCUUUUCAAAAUAUUCUGCUAGUUUUAUAAUGUCCGACUUUCUCAUUCUGUUGCCUCGUGGCUCUGAAGUUGCAGCAUCUGUUAAAAAGGUCAGCAUACUUCCUACCCUGAUCAGAGAACAGUUUUUGCUGUAAUUAUACGAACAUAGUUGGUAGUUGGAGAUAAAGUGGACGAAGCAAAGCAAUUGUGGUGUGUAUGCUGUUUUCAGCUUUUAUGCCUGGCAAUGCUUUUAGGUGAUCACGUGCGAUGAGGUAGUGGUAAAUUUUACUUAGAAAGUAGAAUUCGUUUUCCCUUUUCAAUUUCAUCAACUUCCUGUGACUUUCAUAUUCAUGCUAGUGUAAUAAUUUAUUUUUUAAUUUUUACGUUGUACCAUCUUUAGAAUUUUAAGUUCUUUCAAGAUCAAGUCCUCAGUUCAUGGUGGAGGAUAGAUCAUUCCAUGGAUCAUUUCUACUCUUAGUUUUGGCUCUGAUAUUCUUUUUCAUU
Molecule: messenger RNA, 3021 nt
Organism: Vigna unguiculata (cowpea)
Lineage: Eukaryota; Viridiplantae; Streptophyta; Magnoliopsida; Fabales; Fabaceae
Product: SWIM zinc finger family protein
Molecular function (GO): zinc ion binding
Source: RefSeq, a predicted model, not a curated record